GUAAUCAAUAGAGAGUUCUAACUUCUAAAUUCCAAUUAUAUCCAUCAUUGACUCAAUAAUUUUGGUAUUAUUCAGAGACGUGGGACACCCUUGUCAUUACUUUAAGCAUCAUGCGCCUUCGAGUGAAAUCUCGACCAAAAGUACUCUCAAGAGACCUUUUGGGCACUGAAUUUCGAAAAGGUUACCACAUUUUUCUUGUUUUAGAACACAAGAAUAUGGAAUCUGCUGGUGGGUGUUCGAUGAUUUGAAAUUAGUUGAGUUUCUUCGAUAUUCGAUCCUGCAUUUUGUAAAAUCUUGACCCAAAGUACUCUCAAGAUACCUUUUCGGCUCCGAUUUGGGUAAAAGAGUCGCCACAUUUUCUUGUUUCAGCACACAACAAAGCGAAAGUUGUUGGUGGGUGUUCAAUGAUUUGAACAAAUAAGGAAAUCGGGAAUUUAGGGUUCUUCUUUUUAGCAAUUCUUGCUGUUUUUGGGCACUCACAGUGAAAAUCUUAGCUAGUUGUGGAUCCAUUCCUUGUUUUCUUGAAAAAAAAUGAUGAAGAGACAAAAGAGUGGAACAGUUAGAGAUCCAACAGGAGAAAGAGUUGUGCUUAUUGCUGUGAAAGCAUCAAGAGAGAUUCCAAAAAGUGCUUUUAUUUGGGCUUUAACACAUGUCGUUCAACCUGGGGAUUGUGCUAAGUUGCUUGUGGUCAUCCCUGCUCACACUUCAAGUCACAAGUUAUGGAAUUUCUCAAAAUUCAACAGUGAUUGCACCACUGGGCAAUGGAAACAUCUUUCGGGCGAUGUUAGGGAUCAGAAGGAUGACAUCACGGAAUCGUGCUCUCAAAUGAUGUUUCAACUCCAUAAUAUCUACGAUUCAGAUAAGAUAAAGAUGAAGAUCAAAGUCAUUUCUGGCACCCCAUGUGGAGUUGUAGCUGCUGAAGCAAAGAAAACCCGAACACAGUGGGUGGUUUUGGAUAAGAAUCUGAAGAAAGAGGCAAAAGCAUGCAUCGAGGAGCUAGAAUGCAACGUGGUUGUAAUGAAAAAGGCACGUCCAAAAGUACUUCGCUUGAAUUUAGUCGGAUCACCAACAAAAGACCCUGAAGUUUUAACAACUUGUCAAGAACCACCCCCGGAUUCUUCCAAAGAAGACGAAAGUACUUGGAACACAACUAAAGUCCCAAACGUAACCCCAGUAAGCAGUCCCGAACAUCUAUCAUUCACCACAACCGAACACGGAACUCCCUCGUUAUCAAGCUCCGACCUUGGAUUCUCCCCGUUUCUCGUUUCCGAUCACGAUUGGGACACGAAAAAAGACGGAAUUCACGAUUCCGAUUCCGAUUCCGACUCCGAGAACCCGAGUUCCUCCCCGUCCACAAGCUUAUGUUCAUCGGAUGAAUUCUCAAUUGAAAAAAGUUUCAAACAUUUAAACGUGAAACCUUUGAUAAAUCCAAUCACGAAUGCACUCCGUUUGAAAUUCUUUGAAAUCGAUAACCGACCCGAAAAGGCAACCAAGAAUGUGAAGAACAUGAUCCCGUUAACGAGACACGUGUCCCCAAAAUCACCUCCACUUUGUUCGAUUUGUCAGCAUAAAGCUCCUGUUUUUGGAAAACCUCCAAAAUGGUUUGGAUUUGGGGAGCUUGAAGAGGCUACAGAUGGAUUUUCAGAGGCUAAUUUUUUGGCAGAAGGUGGGUUUGGAUCAGUGCACCGAGGGGUGCUGAAAGAUGGUCGAAUGGUUGCAGUUAAACAACAUAAGAUUGCUAGUUCUCAAGGUGAUAAUGAGUUUUUCUCAGAAGUUGAGGUUUUAAGCUGUGCACAACAUCGAAAUGUUGUGAUGUUAAUUGGGUAUUGUGUGGAGGAUGGAAGACGGUUACUUGUUUAUGAAUAUAUUUGCUACGGGUCUUUGGAUUCUCAUCUUUACGGGCACAAUCACGGGCUGUUGGAAUGGUCUGCCCGACAAAAGAUUGCUGUUGGGGCUGCCCGAGGGUUAAGAUACCUUCAUGAAGAAUGUCGGGUGGGGUGUAUUGUUCAUCGUGACAUGCGUCCAAACAACAUUCUCCUAACUCAUGAUUUUGAAGCUUUGGUUGGAGAUUUUGGACUUGCGAGGUGGCAACCGGAUGGAGAAACGGGAGUGGAAACAAGAGUAAUUGGAACAUUCGGGUACUUGGCUCCAGAAUAUGCUCAGAGUGGUGAAAUUACCGAAAAGGCCGAUGUGUAUUCAUUCGGGGUGGUGUUGGUUGAGCUCAUUACUGGACGAAAAGCUGUCGAUAUAAACCGACCUAAAGGCCAACAAUAUCUUACCGAAUGGGCACGACCAUUGCUUGAGGAGGCUGCCAUUGGUGAAUUGAUAGAUCCACGGCUUAAAGACGGAUAUUUGGAGGCAGAGGUUCGAUGCAUGGCACAUUGUGCCUCGUUGUGUAUCAGGCGGGACCCACAUGCGAGACCUCGGAUGUCUCAGGUGCUUUGGAUGUUGGAAAACGACGAUAUCAAGUGAUAGAUAUGUAUGCCGGCCGGAAGCAUGGCCGGAGCAAUAGUUACAGUACAAAUAGUCCAUAGAUGGUUGAAAAAUAGACAUUUUAUGCAUUUAUUGGAAUACUUGUACAUAUAUAUGUAUUAUUUUUAUUUCUUUUAUUUUUAUAAAUUCUUUUACUUUUUGGUGGAAAUUGCAUAAAUAAAAUUAUACGGGUUUUUAUUUUUUGUAUUAUGAUUAAUAAUAUUUGACAAUUUACCUUUGAAGUGGUAGGUUUGAGUUGUUAAAAGGGUUGAAAAACGC
Lactuca virosa is the source of this 2751-nucleotide messenger RNA. The record is from the annotation of a GenBank genome assembly. NCBI's taxonomy places the organism in Eukaryota, Viridiplantae, Streptophyta, Magnoliopsida, Asterales, Asteraceae.